Messenger RNA from Penicillium brevicompactum, 3501 nucleotides. RefSeq names its product TPR Domain containing protein. Gene Ontology annotation, molecular function: protein binding. The transcript has a single exon. The coding region runs from base 1 to 3501 and encodes 1166 amino acids. The record is from RefSeq and is a predicted model, not a curated record. Lineage: Eukaryota; Fungi; Ascomycota; Eurotiomycetes; Eurotiales; Aspergillaceae.
AUGAAGGACACAAAAUAUGCUAUUCAACAAAACCAACAAGCUCUUGAGGCCACACCAGAAGAUCAUCCAGAUCGGACCGGUCGGCUUCAAUCUCUUGGAAAUGGAUACCGCGACAGAUACCAGAGAACAGGUGCAGAGGCUGACCUUGAGCUCGCUAUUCAACAAUUCCAACAAGCUCUUGAGGCCACACCAGAUGAUCAUCCAGAUCGGGCCGGUCGGCUUCAAUCUCUUGGAAAUGGAUACCGCGACAGAUACCAGAGAACAGGUGCAGAGGCUGACCUUGAGUUCGCUAUUCAACAAUUCCGACAAGCUCUUGAGGCCACACCAGAUGAUCAUCCAGAUCGGGCCGAUCGGCUUCAAUCUCUUGGAACAGGAUACCGCGACAGAUACCAGAGAACAGGUGCAGAGGCUGACCUUGAGUUCGCUAUUCAACAAUUCCGACAAGCUCUUGAGGGCACACCAGAAGAUCAUCCAGAUCGGGCCCGUCGGCUUCAAUCUCUUGGAAAUGGAUACCGCGACAGAUACCUAAGAACAGGUGCAGAGACCGACCUUGAGCUCGCUAUUCAACAAUUCCAACAAGCUCUUGAGGCCACACCAGAAGGUCAUCCAGAUCGGGCCGGUCGGCUUCAAUCUCUUGGAAAUGGAUACCGCGACAGAUACCAGAGAACAGGUGCAGAGACUGACCUUGAGUUCGCUAUUCAACAAUUCCAACAAGCUCUUGAGGCCACACCAGAGGAUUAUCCAGAUCGGGCUGGUCGGCUUGAAAAUCUUGGAAUAGGAUACAGUGACAUAUACCUAAGAACAGGUGCAGAGACCGACCUUGAGCUCGCUAUUCAACAAUUCCAACAAGCUCUUGAGGCCACACCAGAAGAUCAUCCAGAUCGGACCGGUCGGCUUCAAUCUCUUGGAACAGGAUACCGCGAAAGAUACCUAAGAACAGGUGCAGAGACCGACCUUGAGCUCGCUAUUCAACAAUUCCAACAAGCUCUUGAGACCACACCAGAAGAUCAUUCAGAUCGGGCCCGUCGGCUUCAAUCUCUUGGAAUAGGAUACCGCGACAGAUACCAGAGAACAGGUGCAGAGACCGACCUUGAGCUCGCUAUUCAACAAUUCCAACAAGCUCUUGAGGCCACACCAGAAGAUCAUCCAGAUCGGGCCGGUCGGCUUCAAUCUCUUGGAAAUGGAUACCGCGAAAGAUACCUAAGAACAGGUGCAGAGACCGACCUUGAGCUCGCUAUUCAACAAUUCCAACAAGCUCUUGAGACCACACCAGAAGAUCAUUCAGAUCGGGCCCGUCGGCUUGAAUCUCUUGGAACAGGAUACAGUGACAGAUACCAGAGAACAGGUGCAGAGACCGACCUUGAGCUCGCUAUUCAACAAUUCCAACAAGCUCUUGAGGGCACACCAGAAGAUCAUCCAGAUCGGGCUGGUCGGCUUGAAUCUCUUGGAAUAGGAUACCGCGACAGAUACCAGAGAACAGGUGCAGAGACCGACCUUGAGCUCGCUAUUCAACAAUUCCAACAAGCUCUUGAGGCCACACCAGAAGAUCAUCCAGAUCGGGCCCGUCGGCUUGAAUCUCUUGGAAUAGGAUACCGCGACAGAUACCUAAGAACAGGUGCAGAGACAGACCUUGAGCUCGCUAUUCAACAAUUCCAACAAGCUCUUGAGGCCACACCAGAAGAUCAUCCAGAUCGGGCCCGUCGGCUUCAAUCUCUUGGAAAUGGAUACCGCGACAGAUACCUAAGAACAGGUGCAGAGACAGACCUUGAGCUCGCUAUUCAACAAUAUCAGAAUGCGGUAUACCAUCUUCCAUCUCGUGUCCUGGAUCGGCUAUGGUCCGGCAAGCAUCUACUCAAUCUACACACUAAAGCAGGAAACUGGUUAUCAGCACAUCAAAUCGCAUCUAUCAUAAUGUCUAUGAUUUCUCGCCUCACGCCCAACUCUUUAGAUAUCUCGGACAAACAAUACUUGCUCACUGAGAUUACUGGUCUGGCUUCAGAUGCAGCCGGAAUUGCUCUGAUGGCAGGAGAAACGCCUUUUGAGGCAUUACAACUCCUAGAGCUUGGCCGCGGUGUCAUCAUGGGUUCGAUCAAUGAAAUGCGUGUCGAUACUUCCGACCUUUUCCAGCAACAUCGUCUCUUAGCAGAAGAAUACAUCGACCUCCAGAAUCAACUCAAUGCUCCAACCCGCGAACCUGAUCCGCUCAGUAUGCGAACGGUGAUAGCGCAUCGCGUUAAUCAACGUCACAGCGCGAGCCAGAAAUUGGAGAGAACAAUCGAGGCGAUAAGAACCUUGCCAGGCUUUGCUAGAUUUCUUAUGGCCCCAUCCGAGGACGAAUUUCAUGCUGCUGCUGCCUCAGGGCCGAUUGUCAUUAUUAAUGUCGGCAAUCUCCGAUGUGAUGCAUUGAUAGUGGAGAAACACGGGAUAAAGUCCUUGCCGCUCUCUCGUCUACAUAAGGCAGAUAUUCAAGACCGCGAAGCAGCUUUAGCGACACCAGAAGCACUAGAUACGCAAUUACUAGAGUGGCUAUGGGACGCGAUCGCGAAUCCAGUACUCGACGCAUUAGAACUCACACGAACGCCUGAUGGCUGUUGGCCUCGGAUCUGGUGGAUUCUGACUGGACCUCUCGCCAAAUUCCCUAUUCACGCUGCAGGCUAUCAUUACUACCGGUCUGAGACUGUCCUCGACCGAGCGAUUUCAUCCUAUAGCUCUUCUGUUAGGGCGCUCUUGCAAAGCCGCCAAAGAUACUCUGUUUUAGCAGCAGAACCGGGCUUAGGGGAUGCCGUUUUAGUUGGUAUGGAGAAAACACCGCAUGAGUCUGAUCUUCCAUAUGUGCGGUCAGAGAUGGAAAGGAUAGAGAGCCUUUGUGGCCUUUUACAAGUCCAAGUCUGCAAGCCUCGGCCUUGCCGAGAAGAUGUCCUAUCUGCUUUGAAUAACUGCGUUAUCUUCCAUUUUGCUGGUCACGGAAAAACUGACCAACAAGACCCAUCGAAAAGCUCUUUAGUUCUGGCCGACGGGCCGCUAGCAGUGGCGGAUCUCUUUGAAACUAAACUUCAUGAUCGGAAUCCUUUUCUUGCCUACCUCUCAGCUUGCGGAACCGGACAAAUCAAACAUGAUGCACUCAUCGACGAGACACUUCACCUGAUCGCUGCUUAUCAGAUUGCUGGAUUCCGGCAUGUUAUUGGGACUCUAUGGGAGGUGAAGGACGAAGCAUGUGUCGAUGUUGCAACUAUAUUUUAUAGUUGUUUGAAAAAACGAAAGAUGACCGACGCUUCCGUCAGUGAAGGCCUUCAUCGUGCAAGCAGGAAGCUACGUGAAAUGUGGAUAUCAGAGAACACAACUAGAUCAGCCAAGCGGAUGGCAGUCCUGCAAGACGGAUAUGCUUCAAUGGCGACGAAACAAACAAGAUCAUAUCAAGGGAAGGAGAGAAAUCUGAGAGAUGCAGAUACGGAAACGGAGUCGUCAUUAAAUUGGGUUCCAUACGUUCAUUUCGGGAUUUAA